This is a messenger RNA of Poeciliopsis prolifica (blackstripe livebearer), 3156 nucleotides long. Its product is annotated as protein bicaudal C homolog 1-like. NCBI's taxonomy places the organism in Eukaryota, Metazoa, Chordata, Actinopteri, Cyprinodontiformes, Poeciliidae. Gene Ontology annotation, molecular function: RNA binding; protein binding. Gene Ontology annotation, cellular component: cytoplasm. The record is from RefSeq and is a predicted model, not a curated record.
GAGGAAAAACGACUGGGCUUGAAGUAACCGCGGAUGAAAAAAAUAUAAAUAAUAUUGAUAAGAAUAAUAAAAACUUCGACUGCCCUACAAUGAGCACGCACGACGCCUCGAAGUGACGGAUUUUUUUAAAAAGUGAACAGACGUCUGUUUUUAUUUUUAUUUUUUAUUAUUGUCUUUUUUUAUUAUUAUUAUUUAUUUAACUCUAGCUUUAAAAGUCAAAUCGCUGUGGCCCCUGGAGGAAGUGACCGCGCGGCGCCAUGGCUGCCCAGUGCGACACUCUGAGCGGAUACUUGCAGCAGCAGCAGUCGGACCAGGGCUCGAACAGCGAGCGCAGCACCGACUCCCCUCUCCCCGGAUCAGAGGAGGACCUCAGCGGGCCCCAUCCGCUGCCGGACCCGGAGUGGACCGAGGAGAGGUUCCGUGUGGACCGCAAGAAGCUGGAAAUCAUGUUGUUAGCUGCCUCGGAGGGGAGAGUGAACGGCGGAGAGGAUUUCUUUCAGAAGAUCAUGGAUGAAACCCAAACACAGAUAGCCUGGCCUUCCAAACUGAAGAUUGGAGCCAAGUCCAAAAAAGAUCCACACAUCAAGGUGUGCGGGAAACGAGAUAACGUGAGGGAAGCUAAAUACAGAAUCAUGUCUGUCCUUGACACAAAGAGCAACAGGGUGACGCUGAAGAUGGACGUUUCCCACACAGAGCACUCACAUGUCAUCGGCAAAGGCGGGAAUAACAUCAAGAGGGUGAUGGAGGAGACGGGGUGCCAUAUCCAUUUUCCUGACUCAAACAGGAACAACCAGGCAGAGAAAAGCAACCAGGUGUCUAUCGCAGGGCAGCCAGCAGGCGUGGAGGCAGCACGUGUAAAAAUAAGGGAGCUGCUUCCGCUCGUGCUGUCCUUCGAGCUUCCAGCCAUCAUGCAGUCAGACCCCAGCUCCCCCACUGUGCAGCACAUCUCACAAACGUACAACCUCACAGUUUCCUUCAAGCCCCCAACGCGUCUCUACAGGGCCACCGGAGUCAUUCGUGGUUCACAGAAUAAUGUUAACGCAGUAAAGGUGAGCGAAGUCUUGAGCUCUUAACAUCUGGCCGGUCUCUCUCCCUCCCACCCACCUCCUCGCGCGCCGCAGCACCACCUAUGACGCAACGGACACAUCAAGCACAUCAGACCAGAGUCCACUCCCGACCCCAACGGUCCCCAGAAGAAAUCCACCGUCUACAUUCAGGGCACCAUCGAAUCCGUCUGCCUCGCGCGGCAGUAUCUCAUGGGCUGCUUGCCUCUGGUAUUAAUGUUUGACAUCAAAGAGGACAUCGAGGUGGAACCUCAGUGCAUCACGGCACUAAUGGAGCAGCUGGAUGUCUUCAUCAGCAUCAAACCAAAGCCAAAGCAACCCAGCAAGUCCGUGAUAGUGAAGAGUGUGGAGAGGAACGCCGUCAACAUGUACGAAGCUCGCCGUUUCCUCUUGGGUCUCGAGAGCAACGGGGUGUCCUGUUCUUCACCCUCCCUGCCACUGAAUCCCACCACUAAUGGUCCAUCGCCGUCCCUCAUAUGCCCCGUUGGCCUGGACAUCCUGACCUCAGCUGGCCUGGGGCUGAGUAAUCUGGGUUUCCUAGGUGCGACAGCGCCCCAUUCCCUCCCCGCCUCGGCCACCCCGAACACUGUUCUGAACAGCCUGAACUCGGCUCUGAGCCCCCUGCAGACGCCGAGCCCCAGCACCCCCACACCGGGCCCCUCCAUGUGGCCCAGUUCGCUCACCAGCACCCAAAGCUUUACGUCCCAGUUGGUGCUGCACCCUGCAGCUCAGGCCACCCUGAGCAGCAUCCUGAUGUCAGGCGUGCCGGGUUACACACACAGCACGCCGUCUCCUCCGCCCGGCCUCGCCCCCAUAGACAAGCAGCCUAACGGGGUCCCUGAAUGCACGCUAAACGGACACGUCAAGCAUCCUGGUUACGGAAGGUUAGCGACGGCAUCCCUCACAGAAACCGUGUUAAGUCAGACUCCAUGCGACUCGGCCCAGGAGGCCAGUGGACACAGUCCCUCAGAGCCGCUGUCAAGCAAGUCCAACCCAGACGAAGGCUCUGACACAUUUGUUGAAGUGGGCAUGCCGAGAAGCCCCUCUCACUCAGCCAAUGGGAGCGAGCUGAAACAGAUGCUGGCUUCGUGCAAGACGUCAUCUGGGAAGCGACAGGCUGUGGAGCUCCUGCAGGGCACCAAGAACUCCCAUCUACAUUCUGACUGCCUCCUGUCGGACGCCGAGUCCAGCUCGUCGGACGGUCCUGUGGCGGACAAGAGGGCACCGGGCAGUGAGCGGGCAGCCGAACGGGCAGCACAGCAAAACGAGAGGGAGAGGAUCAGACUGGCGCCGCAGACUCCUUUUGCUAACAUGCAGGCGUUCGACUACGAACAGAAAAAGCUGUUGGCGACCAAAGCAAUGUUAAAGAAACCUGUGGUGACGGAGGUGCGCACCCCGACCAACACCUGGAGCGGUCUGGGCUUCUCAAAGUCCAUGCCAGCUGAGACCAUCAAGGAGCUGCGGAGAGCCAAUCAUGUCCCGUACAAACCCAGCAUGGGCACCACUUAUGAGGGUUCCCCACUGUCCCUGUCUCGAUCCGGCAGCCGGGAAGGCGUGGGAAACGGCAGCGACUCGGACAACUGGAGGGAGAGAAACGGGAACGGCCUGCCGAACCACACAGAGUUUCCCUCCACGGUCAGCAGCCCGAAGAGAAAGCAGAACAAAUCUGCUGCAGAGCAUUACCUCAGCAGCAGCAACUACAUGGAUUCAAUCUCUUCGGUAACCGGAAGCAACGGCUGCAACCUGAAUUCAUCCCUGAAAGGCUCCGACUUGCCUGAGCUCUUCAGCAAGCUGGGCUUAGGGAAGUACACCGACGUCUUCCAGCAGCAGGAGAUUGACCUCCAGACAUUCUUGACUCUAACAGACCAGGACCUGAAGGAACUAGGAAUCACCACCUUUGGUGCUCGCAGGAAAAUGCUACUUGCCAUUUCAGAACUAAACAAGAACCGAAGGAAGCUUUUUGAGCCACCCAUCAGGUCUUCCUUCCUGGAGGGGGGAGCCAGCGGCCGACUCUCCCGCCAGUUUCACGCCGAAGUGGCCAGCGUCAGCGGACGGUGGUAGGCCUCAUCUGGAAACCGUCCAUGAAGACCAG